Diceros bicornis minor is the source of this 1388-nucleotide messenger RNA. RefSeq names its product protein phosphatase 1 regulatory subunit 36 (gene PPP1R36). The record is from RefSeq and is a predicted model, not a curated record. Gene Ontology annotation, molecular function: phosphatase binding. Gene Ontology annotation, biological process: negative regulation of phosphatase activity. The coding region runs from base 1 to 1281 and encodes 426 amino acids. Lineage: Eukaryota; Metazoa; Chordata; Mammalia; Perissodactyla; Rhinocerotidae. The transcript is spliced from 11 exons.
AUGUACCGGGUGCCGGAGUUUUAUUCGAGGAGGAAGCGGUUGGACGGCCAUUUCGCAAUCCGGCAGGAUUUCAUUGUGACAUGUGGAUUGCAAAUUGAACUUUUAAUUUGCUGGAAUCAUUUCAUUUUACAGAAAUUGGGAUUACGAUUAGGGAUGUGGUACUGGAAAGAUGAAACCAGAACUCUUGAAUUCAGAAGUUUUACACCUACAGCAGAACUCAAGGAAAAAGGAAAGAAAGGCAAAGCAGUUCACUUUGCUGAAAUUGAUGGUCCAGCUUCAGACAGGUUGACAGAUAAAAGGUUUUCUUCACGAGACGAUAAGUCACCUAAAGCCUCCGAGAAACGAGGUCCGCGGGGCGACGUCACACUGCACGAUGCUAAGUUUGUUGCUUUGCUUUUGCUACAAGACACUGAGAUGCAGAGGAUCUGUUCUUUUACAACAUUUAUGAGGAAUAAGAAUCUUGACAAUUUCCUCAUGGCAUUAUUGUACUAUUUAUCUCAUUACUUGGAAAAAAACUCACUGGAAAAGAAACCCAAAAGCUAUAUGGUGGGCCUUGUAGAGAAGAAAGAGAUGGAAUUGGUUCUAAGUGAGUUAGAAGCAGCCCAGAAGUACUUGGCACAGGAGUACUGUGUCCUCGUGCUGGGCCUGGGCAUGCCGGAGAAGCACCACAUGUGCUGUGGGAAGGAGAAAAUAUCAGAUACACAAAAAGACUGGAAAUUCUUUGAGUGCUUUUACACUUUCUGCACGUAUGUGGCUUGGAUUGUCUUCCGACGUCAACACUUCACGGAGAUUGAGGAAGAAAUCGGGAGGCUGUUUCGUACCAGUAUGUUCAACAUCCCUCAAAGGAGGCGUGAGGACGAAGAAGCAGGAGGGGAAAAGAAACGCAUGACUUUGGUACAGUUCAGGAGAAUGAUGGCAAAACGCCCAGCGAUUAAAAAAGCCAUUAACAUGCGCUCUCCAGUCAUGUCGACUCUGCUGCCAUCUCUCAGAGAAAAAGCUCAGAAUAUCUUUGAGAAAAAGUAUCGUCGAGGAGGCAUCAAAAUCCCAGCUCAGAUGCAAGAAGACAUGGAGAAUCUGGACUCUGUGCCCAUGCCAAAAGUUGGCAUCUUGGGGGAGCCUCGAUGUCUGUUCAACCCCCAUACCCUUCUCCCCCUUGAACCAGAGGAAAACAUGAAACCGUCUGGGAGACAUCCUUCCCUGGUAGAAAGAAAUGACAUGAGGAUUCAGGAUACACUGGACUUAGUCAUGAGAGCACUAUCCUCUCAAACAUUCCCUAAAUAAUCUGGUACAUUCCAUUUCUGUAAUUAAGUCUCUGUAUUUGAAGUAAACUACUUUGACUUAAUCACGUUAUGUAGGACUAAUAUUUGUUAUUAUUAAACUUUUAAAGU